Molecule: messenger RNA, 4789 nt
Organism: Fundulus heteroclitus (mummichog)
Lineage: Eukaryota; Metazoa; Chordata; Actinopteri; Cyprinodontiformes; Fundulidae
Gene: myo1eb
Product: myosin IEb
Exons: 27
Coding region: 251-3532 (1093 amino acids)
Biological process (GO): vesicle transport along actin filament; actin filament organization
Cellular component (GO): plasma membrane; cytoplasm; actin cytoskeleton
Molecular function (GO): ATP binding; actin filament binding; microfilament motor activity
Source: RefSeq, a predicted model, not a curated record
GGAAAGGGGGAGGGGCCUACCUGUCCACACCUGCAGAAAGUUGAGUCUCAAGACUGAAGGAAGAAAGUGACGGGCAGAGAAAAAAGGAGGCAUGUUGAGAGGUAACUGAACCGAACCAGAGGCGCUGAUCCGGACUGAGCGGCUCCAGGUUCUGCCUUUUUCCUUUGGGACAAAUCUGGAUCCACCAGGAUCCAACUGGCUCUAGAUUUCUCAACUGUGAUCUGAAGCAGGAAGUGAAGGAGCAGCAAACAUGGGCAGCAAGGAGCGGUACCACUGGCAAGCCCAGAACGUGAAGGUGAGCGGGGUGGACGACAUGGUUCUGCUGUCCAAGAUCAACGAGGACGCCAUCACAGAUAACCUGAAGAAGAGAUACAUGGACGACUACAUCUUUACCUACAUCGGCUCGGUUCUGAUCUCGGUGAACCCGUUCAAACAGCUGCCGUACUUCACCGACAGAGAGGUGGAGAUGUACCAGGGAGCGGCUCAGUAUGAGAACCCCCCCCACAUCUACGCUCUGGCUGACAACAUGUACAGAAACAUGAUGAUCGACAGCGAGAACCAGUGCGUCAUCAUCAGUGGGGAGAGUGGAGCUGGAAAAACUGUGGCUGCCAAAUACAUCAUGAGUUAUGUGUCCAAAGUGUCUGGAGGAGGAGAAAAAGUACAGCGCGUCAAAGACAUCAUCCUGCAGUCCAACCCCCUGCUGGAGGCGUUUGGAAAUGCCAAGACCGUCCGCAACAACAACUCCAGCAGAUUUGGAAAAUACUUUGAGAUACAGUUCAGCCGAGGAGGAGCUCCUGACGGAGGAAAAAUCUCCAACUUCCUGCUGGAGAAAAGCAGAGUCGUCUCCCAGAACCCCGGAGAGAGAAACUUCCACAUCUACUACCAGCUUCUCAGUGGAGCCACCAAGGAGCAGAGGGAGAACCUGGGAGUCACAACCCCCGAAUACUACUACUACCUGAACCAAUCAGGAACCUACACGGUGGAGGAUGUCAACGACAACAAGGAAUUCGCUGAUACCAUGGCAGCCAUGUCCGUCGUGGGUCUAUCUUUGGACGACCAGGACACGGUUCUUCAGCUCGUGGCAGGAAUUCUUCAUCUGGGAAACAUCAGCUUCCGAGAGGAGAACAACUAUGCUGUUGUGGAGAGCCAGGACUUCCUGGCCUUCCCGGCCUACCUGCUGGGGAUCCCUCAGGACCGCCUCUGCAGCAAACUCACCAGUCGAGUGAUGGACAGUAAGUGGGGGGGGAAGACCGAGUCCAUCUCUGUCACCCUGAACACGGAGCAGGCCAGUUUCUCCAGGGACGCUCUGUCCAAGGCUCUGUACGCCCGGCUCUUUGACUACCUGGUGGAUUGUAUUAAUAAAGCCAUGCAGAAGGAGGCAGAGGAGCUCAACAUCGGAGUCCUUGACAUCUAUGGCUUUGAGAUUUUCCAGCGAAACGGCUUUGAGCAGUUCUGCAUCAACUUUGUGAACGAGAAGCUGCAGCAGAUCUUUAUCGAGCUAACACUGAAGGCUGAACAGGAGGAAUAUGUCCAGGAAGGGAUCAAAUGGACUCCCAUUGAGUAUUUUAACAACAAGGUGGUCUGUGACCUCAUCGAGUCCAAACUGAAUCCUCCUGGGGUCAUGAGCAUCCUGGAUGAUGUGUGCGCUACAAUGCACGCCAAAGGUGAGGGGGCAGAUCAGACUCUGUUGCAGAAGCUGCAGGGACAAAUCGGAUCACACGAGCACUUCAGCAGCUGGAACAAAGGCUUCAUCGUCCACCACUAUGCGGGCAAGGUGUCGUAUGACGUUAACGGGUUCUGUGAGCGGAACAGAGACGUUCUGUUCAACGACAUCAUUGAGCUGAUGCAGAGCAGCGAGUUUCUGUUCAUCAGAGCUCUGUUCCCGGAGAACCUAGAAGCGGAGAAACGAGGGCGCCCAUCCACAGCCAGCAGCAAGAUCAAGAAACAAGCCAACAGUCUGGUCCAGACCCUGAUGAAGUGCACCCCCCACUACAUCCGCUGCAUCAAACCCAAUGAGACCAAACGGGCCAGAGACUGGGAGGAGAACCGGGUCAGGCAUCAGGUGGAGUACCUAGGGCUCCGAGAGAACAUCAGAGUCCGUCGAGCCGGAUACGCCUACCGACGAGUCUUCAACAAGUUCCUGCACAGGUAUGCCAUCUUGACCAGAGAGACCUGGCCUGAGUGGAAGGGCGACCAGCGGCAGGGAGUGAUGCACCUCCUCAACUCGGUCAACAUGGAUCAGGACCAGUUCCAGCUGGGAAAAGCCAAAGUCUUCAUCAAAGCACCAGAGUCGCUUUUCCUGUUGGAGGAGAUGCGUGAGAGGAAGUACAACGGUUACGCCCGGGUCAUUCAGAAGGCGUGGCGUAAACACAUCGCUGUCCGCAAAUACGUCAAGAUGAGGGAGGAAGCCUCCGAUGUCCUUCUGAACAAAAAGGAACGCCGCAGAAACAGCAUCAACAGGAACUUUGUGGGAGAUUACAUCGGUACCGACAACCAUCCUGAGAUCCGACAGUUUGUGGGCCGCAGAGAGAGGAUUGACUUUGCAGACGUGGUGGUGAAAUUUGACCGAAGAUUUAAGACGGUGAAACGGGACCUCAUCCUGACGCCAAAGUUCCUGUAUUUGAUUGGCCGAGAGAAGGUGAAACAGGGUCCAGAUAAAGGCCAGAUCCAGGAGGUUCUAAAGAGGAAGAUUGAACUUAACAGAAUCCAGUCUGUUUCUCUCAGCACUCUACAGGAUGACUUUUUCAUCAUCCAUGAAGAAGAGUACGACAGCGUUCUGCAGAGCGUCUUCAAGACGGAGUUCCUCAGUCUGCUGGUGAAACGGUACCAGGAGAAAACGGAGAAGAAACUGUCGCUGAAAUUCAACAACCUUCUGGAGUUUAAGGUGAAGAAGGGCCGACAUCUGUUUAGCUCUUCGGGCUCCAGGCAGAUCCAGUUCCAGGUGGGCCAGGGCGACGAGCCGGAGCUGAAACCCAGUGGGAAGGUCCUGCAGGUCUCCAUUGGACCAGGACUCCCCAAGAACUCCAGACCAACCAGGAAAGAUAAACGCAAGAGCCGCUACAUGGGCCACCAGGCUCCACAGGCCUACCAGAACAACUCGGCUCCUCACCACAGGGAGGGCGGAGCACCCAGAGGACAGCCACCCUUCUCAAGAGGGUCCACUCUGAGGAACCAGUCCAGUAUGGAGCAGCCCACCCUGCCCCGCCUCCAGAACCAGCACCGCCCCAGUACCCAGCGUUCCCAGAACCAGGACAUGGGCUUCAUGAACGUCCCUGAUCAGGGGGCAGCAGGGCUCCACAGGCGCCUUUCAAAGGAGGUAAAACCAGUUCCAGGCGCUGGCCGGCCUAAACCAAAACCCCGGUCUCCUCAGUGCAGAGCUCUGUACGCCUACGAUGCCCAGGAUACCGAUGAGCUCAGCUUCAACACUGAUGACAUAAUUGAGAUUCUGACUGAAGACUCGUCUGGUUGGUGGUUCGGCCGGUUGCGGGGCAAAGAGGGGAUGUUCCCUGGAAACUAUGUGGAGAAGAUCUAGACCUGCUUUCGGCGCUCAGAUGUCCUAAGCCUGCUGCUGAGGAUGGAGUCUGAGGUCGCUGUGGCGUUCAGGACAUCAGCAGAACAUUAGAUUAUUCCACACCAGGAGACAUUCAGAAACAAACGCAUAAAGGUUCCCGUCUGACGACUGUCGAUCGGCCAGAGAGUCUUCAUCCUCAGAGGUCAGCCAGGGCUCAGUACUGGUCCAGUCGGACCCAAAGUGAAAAGCCCCAAAGUUUGAUACGUUUUAAAUGGUUCUCUGAUCCCUUCAGCUAUUUUAAAGGAGCAAUUCGAUCAUUGUUGACAUCCCUGAUACCACAGACCUAAACAGGUCAGUUAGCGCCCCCUCCAGGCCUGGAUGCUAGUUCAGGUCCAUCUGAUCCAGAAGCAGUCUGGAUCAUUCUGGGAAUCCUUAACCAAUAAUUCUCAGGUUUUCACCAUCUUAGUAUAAAAAAACCAUUUACUGAGCUGACUUUGUUUUUUUAUCUGCACUUCUAUCGUUUUUCCUGAAUCUUCUCUUUUUCAUCUCUCAUCACAUCUUGUUCAGUUUAAUGUGAGCCAGAUGGAGGCUGUAGCAGUUAUUCCUGCAUCAGCACACUGAACAAAAAAACUCACCACUACAUUACCCAGAGUUCCUGCAGAAAGGAGUGCUGCCUUCAGGUGCUGAUGGAGAUUAGUGUUUUGAUCGGUCAUUGUUUUUACAGUCUGAAUAUUCCAUAUUUACGCUUAAGUUGUAAAUAAAUCAUUUUAAACUCAAAUGGAACCAAUUUUAGAUUAAAAUGCAUUUUGGACUAUAUUACAAACAAAUAAAAAUGAUCUCUGAUUUAAAGACCUAUCCAGAAUCUUUUAAUUUUUGGAAACUGCUAUUUGCUUUGUUACUGUGAGACUAAAGUGAGUCGUGCUAAAGGGUUCUAUAUGCACACACCCAUUGAUGUAUUUUACUAAUAAUAGUAUCAAUAUUUUAUACUAUAUCUUACUUUACUAUAUAUUAAUGUACUCUGUCAAUACAUCAUUGCAUUGCAGACACCAUUUGAUUUGUGCUGUGGUGUUGCCCCUGAAGUGCAUUCACCUUAACUGACACUGGUUUUAUUGUGAAAGGAGGAAACACACCGGACACGUUGCAAAGCAGCAUACGCUUGUUCGACGCUUAGGUUGGCUUUUCAUGUCACAGUAAUCAGGAGGACGGGAUCAUUCUUUAUAUAGCAAUAUUGUAAAAAAGACAGAUUCCCUUACCAAUAAACGUCUGUUCUAAACAUUG